Messenger RNA from Talaromyces rugulosus, 3570 nucleotides. RefSeq lists its product as uncharacterized. The record is from RefSeq and is a predicted model, not a curated record. The coding region runs from base 1 to 3570 and encodes 1189 amino acids. The transcript is spliced from 2 exons. NCBI's taxonomy places the organism in Eukaryota, Fungi, Ascomycota, Eurotiomycetes, Eurotiales, Trichocomaceae.
AUGGCUAAGAAAAGCAAGAGCAAGAAGGAGGCCAAGAAGAAGGGCCAAAAGGGCGGCUCUGAAGAGACGCCCGAAAGCCAGAUAUCAUCCUCACAAGUCCAGUCGCCUUCUCCGGGUCCGGAAAAUGGAACUACUUUCACAGGGACGGAAGAGGCUAUUUCUGUUCUUCCUGAUUCAACUGAGCAAGUGCCCGAGACUGCAGUCAUUGAUCUUGACGCCGAUCAGCAAGAAUUACCACCGCUAGAAGAGUCUGCACCACCGCUUGAGGAGUUUGAACCACCGCUAGAACAGUCUGCGUCACCGCCAGAGGAAUCUGAGAUGAUUCAGCAAGAAGACCGCGCUGAAGAAACAGAGCCGGUACCAACGACAACCGAAGAUGCAGAUCCCACUGAGCCAGGGGCGCUUCCAGACCCAGCACCAGAAACCGCCCCUCAGGUCACAGAUGAAGUUGUCGACGACGCUAAGUGGGAACAAGAUGUUGAUGAGCUGGAGAAGCUGUUGGAAGAAAUAAAUGCUCCACAGGAACCGACAGCAGAUGUGGCGGGAGAGGAAGCUGUAGGAGAAGAAGCAGCCCCCGAAAAGGACUUGCCAGAAGAGGAACCAGCCGAGCUCGCACAGGAAGAAAAAGAAGACGAGCCGGAGGUGGCCACGAAGGCGCCAGAAGAGGGAUCACCAGCACAUGCCGACGACGAUGAACACGACCCCGACCACGACCACGAUCACGACAACAAAGACCCGCCAGCAAAGCCAUCCGAUGAAUCGCAACCGGAUGAACCAGCCGAAGUUCCAGCGGAAACAGCUGCCGAACCCGAAGAGGAACCAGCCGAAGCUAAGCAGGAGCUACCAGAAGCAGAGCCUGCAGAAGAGGAGCAUAUUCCCGAAGAAGCAGAGGAACCAGAUACUCGCUCUGUUGUUAGUGGGAAGGUGUCAAGAUAUCCAACUCAUCCGCCGGCGCCAAUUCCAUUACCGUCACCUGUGCCCAGCGAGCCCCGUUCCAUUCAUUCACCAGUGCCCGAACAUCCCCUCUCGCGACAUGGCUCUCCUCUGACCUACCACGUAUCACCACCUUAUCGAUACGCAUCCCCUCAUAUACAUCCGUAUAGUCCUCAUAUGAUGGGCAUGGCCGGUCCUCCCCCUCCUCCUAUGAUGCAUCCUGGAAGCAUUGCUCCAUCUUCGGCCAGUUUUGCUACCGCAUAUCAUUCUCCCAUCAUGGACCAUGCCCCUAUGCCUCCUCCAUACGCUUAUCCAAGACGCCCUAGUGGGCUGAGUAAUGGAGGCUACUACAACGGCAAGAUGGACCGUACACAGUCUGGAGGCAGCGGCAAUAGCCAUGGCCAUCAUCAUCAUCGAACAGAAAAGGCAAACGGCGCACCCGAGGAGAAAAAUCACGAACAUCACCAUCUCAUGGGCCGUAUCGAAAAGGUCAUGCCUGAUAUCUCGCGACUGAUGGACAGCUUCAAGGACACCCAGGGAAAACUCCAAGCUCGGGAAGCAGAGACACGACAACUACAAUCCCAGCAUGAACAAGCAAUCAUGCACAAGGAUUUCUAUAUUGAAGCGCUUCAGGGACAGAUGCGAAAGGCUGCUACCGAAACCGCAGAAGAGUACACCAAGCUAAAGAACGUCAUCAGUGAGCUCCGGUUAGAGCUUGGCAAUCAGCAAGAAAAGGUCAAAGACUUGGAAGAAUGCCUCUCCACGUCACGAAAGGAAAAAGAAGUACUCGAGAGCAUUAAAGCCGGCAUCGAAAACGAAAUCCAAACCUUGCAGAAAAAAAUCGAAGACCUACAGCUCGAGCAUGAGAGAUAUGUGGAGGAGUCCAAAGAACACGAACGGACCGAGCUGUCUCUGCAAAAGGAAGAACUUACUAAUCUAUUCGAGGAGAUCCGUGCUGAAGAUGAGAAUGCUGCGAACGAUCGGUACAACGAGCGUGAAAAGGAGCUUAUUGAUGAAAAGGAGGCUCUGAAAUCUGCAUGGGAAGAGGAAAAACGACAGAUUGAAGAAGCACAGGCAGCCUUGAAGACUGAGCUCGAGUCUACCCAAAACGACCUGCAAGUAUCGCGUGAAGAUGCUGUUACCAAAACCAGCAUCCUCGAGGCCAAGGAAAAGGAACUUGAAUCUACAAAGAGUGACCUUGAAUCAAGACUCGGAGAGUUGCACGAGGCGCAGGGUGAAUUGGCUUCGACAAAGACACAACUAGAAAACAACCAAGUCGAAUUGGAGUCAACGCAGGCCGAGUUGAACUCGACGCUCGAGGAUCUCACGGCUAAACAGCUGGAACUAGAAAAGGGCCACAAGGAUUUCCAGGAAAACCACGCAAAUCACACGGCAGAAAGGGAAAAACUCACUGCUUUCCACGCGGCUCAAGUCGAAGCUCUUCACGGUACACAUACGACUCAACUCGGCGAUCUACGCAACACUCACGAGACCACUUUGAAGGAGGCGGAAGAUCGCUGCACAGCUCUCAUGGCUCAGCUUGAAGAAAAGGAAAAGGCUUGGACUACCGAAAAGUCCGAACUAGAGAAACAGCUUAUAGAGAAGACGGAUGAAUUGACGGGUCUUGAAAGAGAAAGGGAGGCUAUAGAGCAGGGAGAUAUUGCUCGCGAGAAGCAUUUGCAGUCUGCAGUCGACGAUAUGCGUCGCACUAUUGAUAAUAUGGAGAACGACCGCGACAAGCUGCGCAAAACACUGCAGAGCCUGGGUGAGGCUACAGAUCUCAAAACGUCCAAAGGGGAUCAAUUCUUUAUGGAGUCUUUCGGUCAACUUCGCAAACUUAUUGUCGAAUUGUCUAAAGAACAUUUUUCAUAUCUCCCAAUCGACCCACCCAAGGAUAUUCUGGAGAAGAUCCCGGCUGAAAUGCCUUCAUUUUUAGACAACACCACUGCGUCCCGGGAGUUGCGAGCCGCUUAUAUUCAACACGUCGUAUCUAAGACAUUGACUUACCGCGUCUUCCAGCCUUUCUUGUUCACCCUUGGACGCCGCUACGACAAAGCAGAUACCUUUUUCCAAGUCCUGUCUAUGGACAUUCGCCGCAAGUCCGUUCGCCGCGAAGCGUUCUGGAGACAGCAGACCCUCAAGGCUGCAUACACCACAUCCGAUGCCAAACAGUCCAUCAACGUGGUAGCCGCUGUCAUUGUAGACGAGAUUGUCGACCACAUCAAGCAUUUCGCCGACCCCAGGCAACUUGAUGCUCUGCUGAACGGCGUCCGCCGAAUCGUCAAAGUCGCGGCCGAAACCUGGCGACAUGCCCGUGUCGAGCGUGAACUCGUCCUCGCUACCAUGCCUGCCCCAGAGUCUGAUGGGGUCUCAAACGACGAGUGGGAUGAAUACACUUGCGGACGAAGAAGCGCCGACGAUCCGGUCGCCACAUCUCGCUCUGUUCUUUUGCGAGUCUUCCCACGCAUUUAUCGCGAAGCUGCUCACGAGGACUUUGCCGAUGAUAAAGAAAAAUUCAAUUCCUGUGUUUACUUCCCGGGGACAAUCAUGUACUCGGAUUCUCCGUCUGUGCUUGUUCGCAGAGAGGAACUAGGUCGGAAAUCGCCCAUUGGGAACGGCGUCAACGGUGCACAAUAG